GCUCUCCUGGAUGCUUUAGUAUUUACUGAGCAGCUCACUCACCCGUCCACCAGCUGGCCAUCUAAUUAGAUGUGCCCCCUGGCCCUGCGUUCUGUCAUUGCUCUUGAUGCUCACACCCAUCUCUGUGCGAAGACAUCCAUUUCUCCCUGAUUUGUCGUCGUGAACAUGGGCUGAUGCGGGAAAUUAAAGGGUCACUUUAAAAAUACGGAGAGCGGCAGAGUGUGGAAUGGGGCACGCGCAUGAGGACUCGCCCGAGUUACCGGCGCCAGAGGUUGACGAUGUGAUCAGGGGCGCGGUGGAAUGGAGCUUCCGGGAGCAGCACGAGCGCGGCUACUGGGUGGGGACGCUGGAGUCGUGCUGCCAGUUGGAGGUGGAAUUCCUGAUGUGUUUGCACGUCCUGGGGAUUGAGCCCAGCGAGAAUAAGCUCGCGGAGGCCGUGGUGCGCCGCGUGCGCGCUAAGCAGCGCGCGGAUGGCGCCUGGGACAUUUACCCGGGAGCGCCCGCCGGUGACAUUAACACCACCAUCGAGAGCUACAUCGCGCUCAAGCUGCAUGGCGCGCGCGUGGAGGAGCCCGCUAUGGCGGCCGCGCGCGCCUGGAUCCUGGCGCAUGGCGGGAUCUCCCACCGCGUGCGCACAUUCACCAAGCUGUGGCUGGCGCUCCUGGGCGAGUGGUCGUGGGACGACGUCCCGUGCCUGCCGCCCGAGCUCAUCUUCCUGCCGCACUGGGCGCCCUUCAGCGUCUACCAGUUCAGCUACUGGGCUCGCCAGGUGAUCGUGCCAAUGGCCAUUCUCUGCGUGCGGCGCCCGGUGCACCCACUCCCAGCGCAUCUCCGCUGCCGCGAACUGAUCCGUGAGAAUGAGUUGUCGUCACGAGAUCUGCAGCCCAGUCGGAAAAUGGUAUCAUUCCUGGACGGGAUCCUCCGCCAUGUAGACAACGCGCUGCGCUGGUACGGGGAGCGGUGCCUCGUGAAGCCAGGCCGCGCCACAGCCGUGGAGUGUUGCGUGGCGUGGGUUCUCAAGCGGCAGGAAUGCGACGGGAGCUGGCCGGUCACGACCGGGUGGUUCCUUGUGCUCAUGGCGCUGAAGACGGAGGGGUUCCCGCUCGACCACCCGGUGAUGCGCAGCGGCGUAGCGGCGUUCGACACAGUCGCCGCCGAGACGGAGCAUGGCACCAUCAUCCAGCCGGGGACGUCACCCACGUGGGACACCGUGCUGACGCUUCUGAGCAUGUUGGACUGUGGAGUCGACGUCCGCGAUGCGCGUUUCGCGCGCGGCGUGGAGUACAUCCUGUCCAAGGAGGUCCGGUCGCGGUCCGGCGACUGGAGCCUCAAGGUUGCGCCCACCGUCGCGGCGAGCGGCUGGUAUUUCUACCACGAGAACGAAAUGUACCCCGACGUGGACGACACCGCGGUCGCCAUGACCGUCCUUCUCGGAGUGCCUCGCGCGCGGGUUCCCCGACACGGAGGGACGGGUAACGGCCGCGCUGGAGCGCGCGCUGAGGUGGAUCACGGCGAUGGUCAGUCGCAACGGCGCGUGGGGCGCGUUCGACAAGGACAACACCAGCAAGCUGAUCACGGCGCACCCGUUCUGCGACUUCGGCGAGGUGCUGGACGCGCCGUCUGCGGACGUCACGGCGCAUGUCGUGGAGACGCUGGGCCGGAUGGGGCGCACGCUGAAGGACGCGCUGGUGGCCAAGGCCGUGGCGUACCUGCGCGCGGAGCAGGAGGACGAUGGCAGCUGGUUUGGCCGCUGGGGCGUCAACUACGUGUUCGGUGUGGGCGCCGUGCUGCCGGCGCUGCAGGCCGUGGGCGAGGACAUGCGCGCCGAGUACGUCCAGCGCGCAUGCUCCUGGCUGCUCUCGCGCCAGAACCCGGAUGGCGGCUGGGGCGAGUCCUGCGCCUCGUACGUCGACCUGCAGCAGCGCGGUGUCGGCCCCAGCACCGCGUCCCAGACUGCGUGGGCACUCAUGGCACUGGUGUCAGUGCGCCACUCCAGCGAGUACUACGACGCAAUCAGGAAUGGUGUGGAGUAUCUGGUGCGGACGCGCACAGCGGCAGGCUCAUGGAGUGAUGGCGGCCUAUUCACAGGCACUGGAUUCCCUGGCAACGUCGUAGGCACGCGGAUCGAUCUGGGCACCGAUAGCUCCAAGCCGGGCCAUGGAAACGAGCUCAGUCGCGGCUACAUGUUGCGCUACCACAUGUACCCGCAUUACUUU
Messenger RNA from Physcomitrium patens, 2216 nucleotides. RefSeq lists its product as uncharacterized. Gene Ontology annotation, molecular function: intramolecular transferase activity. Lineage: Eukaryota; Viridiplantae; Streptophyta; Bryopsida; Funariales; Funariaceae. The record is from RefSeq and is a predicted model, not a curated record. Gene Ontology annotation, cellular component: lipid droplet. Gene Ontology annotation, biological process: triterpenoid biosynthetic process.